CCUCUGAUAGAAUAUUGAGCAAUCUCGACUGGAUACAAUGAUGGAGAACGUGAACAUAUAUUUUAAAUGCAAUGGUCGCAUGUAUAGCUUGAUGAUGAAUACAUCAGGGGGAAAAAUAACUCUCUGCAUGUUAGAAGGUAGGAUAUGCACGAAGCUUGGAUUAGAUGAAAGUAAGGUUAAAUUGCAAAUGAAGUACAAUGCAGUGCUGUUGGGACCAAUUGAAGAGAUUUACAUUACUGAUGAUGAUGAUGUAGGUGUCUAUAUAUCUUCAGGUGAAAAUAACCGUAGAUAUGUUUUAAAUGUGGACGUCAUCACUCCACCAGAAUUGCCCGAGCAACUGUCGAGAGUGGAGCUCCUCAAUAAAAGUUCUGUUGGUAAGAACUAUGCGGAAUUUGAUUCAAAUGAGGAUGAAAUGAGAGAUAGUGCUGCCAUCGUUUUGUGCGAAUGCGAGGAACAAGGAACAGAACCAAAUGAGGCAAUAAUGGAGGUUGAUGAUACUCAAGAUCCUGAGAUUGGAUCACGUGAUGAAUCUAUGGAUAGAUGUGAUGAUAGGGGUGAUGAAUACGUUGAGCCACCGCCUGUUGUAGAAGCUGGUCAGUUUAAAAAAGAAUGGGAAGACGGUAUUGGACUGAUUUUACGACAAGAAUUUCCAAGCAAGGCGGCAUUGCAGGAAGUGGUGGACAAAGGUGCAUUUGCUAACAGUUUUGGUUAUGUUAUUAAAAAGUCUGAUAAGGAGCGGACUAUUUAUUUAGUCCCGGAUAAGUCACAGUGGGAUAUCCCAGAUGAGAUCAAAGCGUUGAAGGUAUUACCUCUGCCUCGAAAAAAGAAGAAGGAUAGAACAAAAGUGUUGAGGCUUCCAUCCACCGGGGAAAGGCAUCCAAAACGUCAAAGGACUCAAAACAAAAGGAGGCCGAGGCAAUCGCUGCAAUGGUUGUUAUUUGGCAACCAUAGUAUUUGAUUUUAUCUGAACUUUAUGAUUUGUAAACCAUAUUUGCGUUGUACAACUAUGUAACACUAGAUUUGUCUCCUGUAAUACUAUGUUUUAA
Molecule: messenger RNA, 1046 nt
Organism: Arabidopsis arenosa
Lineage: Eukaryota; Viridiplantae; Streptophyta; Magnoliopsida; Brassicales; Brassicaceae
Source: the annotation of a GenBank genome assembly